AUGGGAAUAAUUAAUGGAGAAGAGAGGAACGUGAGCGACCAAGAUCAGGGAGAAAAUGGAACAUCUGAUGAUCAGAUGGCUGUCACUACCACCACGCCUCCCGCAUUUCCCACAAAUGUUACAACCAAGCAACCUGAAUUUCCAGACGCCACCGUUUCUCCAACUACUGCAACCACAGAUCCCACAAACUCAAGCCAGAUCAACAUGACAGAAGCCGAGGAGGAAUUUAAGAACUUCACAACAACUCCUCCAAACAACUCAACUCAUCUGAGCGCACAAAACUCCACCAGUUUUUCAGAUUCCUUCAAUCGCACCAAUUUACAGACGACAACUUUGGCUCCAAAGAGCAACACUACGCAAGAAUCCACGACAAAACCGGUCAAGGAUACAGGGAUAACUAACGCUUCAGAAUUCGCUGCAACAACCACAACUAUGCAAGAGCUAAACAAGACAUCCACCAUGCCUCCUUCUACAACGGUGUUCCCACCUGAGACCACAGAAACGAGCCCUGCGACUACAUCUGCCAAUGCUCCGAUCACACCUGAGAAGGCCAACAAGACAGACAAAGGUCCAGCCUCGGGGGACAACUCAGAAAGAGGUGUGGCAACGGAUACUCAGAAGAGUAAAAGAAACGGAGCGUGGGGAGCUGUACUGGGAAUGGGGGUGGCUGUGGCCUUUGUGGCACUGGUGGCCUACGUCAUCCUGAAGAAGAAACAGCAGAAGGGGUUCUCUCAUAGGAAACUGGUUGAGGAGUAUCCUUCAGACCCAGUUCUCAGAUUAGGCAACAACGAGCAUUUGGACCUGGACUUUGGACCUGGUCGUUCGGCCUAUUACAACCCAGCACUCCAAGGGGACAACAUCCAAAUGAGCAACAUACCCUGA
Molecule: messenger RNA, 882 nt
Organism: Cottoperca gobio
Lineage: Eukaryota; Metazoa; Chordata; Actinopteri; Perciformes; Bovichtidae
Product: mucin-15
Exons: 3
Coding region: 1-882 (293 amino acids)
Source: RefSeq, a predicted model, not a curated record